Messenger RNA from Eimeria maxima, 3408 nucleotides. RefSeq lists its product as hypothetical. Bases 1 to 3408 code for a protein of 1135 amino acids. Lineage: Eukaryota; Apicomplexa; Conoidasida; Eucoccidiorida; Eimeriidae. The record is from RefSeq and is a predicted model, not a curated record. The transcript is spliced from 18 exons. Gene Ontology annotation, cellular component: nucleus.
AUGUCCCUCUUUACUGGAUGCACUUCUCUUGUCUCCGAUGACUCUAAUGAGUUUGUCGUCUCCUCUAAACCCUCCAGUUCUUCAAUAGUUGACGAAUUGGGGGCCCCCCAGGGGGGCCCCCAGGGUACCCUUUUCCCUGGUAACGCCAAGGAUGGGGCCCCUAUGGGGGGCCCCUUGGGGGCCUCCAUGGGGGGCCCCAUGGGGGGCCCCUUUGCGGGCAGUAGGGGGCCCCCUGUCGCCCUAGACCCUCAGAAGAUCGGGAGGGUAUUGACUGUUGCUGUGUCGGAGUUGGGGGAGCACGUUAAAUCUGGAGGAGAGCUACUAUGGAGGUCUGCUGUAUCUGCUGCUGGGCAUGCAUUAUCUUCUGCCCCUAGUGCGAUCCCUGGGAUCGUCUCCCUGGGAUCGAUCCCCGGUCUGCCUCCUCCUUCUUCGGGUGUAUCUGCAGCAGCAGCUGCUGCAGCUGCAGCAGCAGCAGCAGCAGGUGGAUGGGGUACCCAAGGUACCGGAGGAGGAGGAGCAUCAACAUCAGCAGCAGCAGCAGCAGCAGCAGCAACAGCAGCAGCAGCAGCAGCAGGAGAAAGGUGCCAUAAAGUAUGGGGAGAAGCAAACUUUACUUUAUCUGUUGAUUAUACAAAAAAGGGACAAUUAUUAGCAACAACGCAUGCAGCUGAUGAGAAGGGGAAUCUAUCAAUAGAUGUAACAUCUGAGUGUCAAUUUACUUGGCGAAGAAUUAAGUCUUCGGGUGUAUCUACACAAAUACAAGGCAUUAAUAGCAACGUAUACCCUGUAACAGCAGAUGAUAUAGGAGCAUAUAUGGAGGUUUGUGCAGUACCUAAAACCCUCGGGGGUUUACACGGAAGAAAAUUCUUAUCUACUGGUCCCCUACAAGUAGGGUUACCCCUAAAAACCCUCGUACUCUCUGCUAUAUCCAAGGAUAAAUCUUCCUUCCGAUGUACAAGAGCAUCUCGUGAUGAGGGUUUAGAGCAAACAGACGAAGCAGAAGUUCUUGUAGAGAUUGAUUCAGAGAAAGUCCUUGUUGCUCUUCCUCCACCAGAGGAAUUAGAGGAGAAGGCAAGCAGAAGGGAAUUUAUUUGUAAAUACACCGCAAGUUUACCAACAAUUGAACUCGAUCCUUCUUCUCCCACUCUAUUCCAGGCAAGGCUAACCCUAUCAUCAAAUAUAUCAUUUUAUUUGAAUUCUUCUUGUCGUCAAGAAAGAGAUCUUCUUGCUUCUCUCUUGAGGGUUUUACAAGUUAGAUCUUUUGUAUCUACUUCUCUUAUUCUUGAUUCAUUAACUCAUAAACUUCCUUCUGAUGAUUCCUCAAUAAUUUUAACAGCUGCACAAGAAAGAGAUCCAAAGAUUGAUUUAUAUCUAACUAUACACCUCCUCCAACAGGAAGUAGAUCGUCUGCAAUCCUUAUUAAUAAGAAUAAGUCAUGAUUUAUCUAGGGCAGCAAAAGAGAAAGAAGAAUUAGAAGAAGAAAUGCGUCUUACUAUUAAGGCAUUCCAAUCACAACUUGAUUCUGCGCUGCAGCAAAGCAACGGCAGCAGCAGCAGCAGCAGCAGCAGCGAGACGGAGGAGCUACAGGCGCAGCUAAGAGAAGCAGCAGCAGCAAAUGCAGCACUAAGACAAGAAGUGCAGCAACUGCAGCAGCAGCUGCAGCAGCGACAAGGAAGCAAAGAAGGACAACAGGAGGGUUCGGAUACUCACGUGCAGCGUCUGCUGCAGAGGAAAGCAGAUCUACUAGAGAAGGAGAAAGAAGCACUGCAGCAGCGCCUACGCGAGGCUCUUAAGGACGAGGAGGAGACAAAAGAAAUGGCGUCAGAGAUAAAACGAUUACGAGCAGAAGUAGAAGAGGCCCAUAUAUGCAAAUCGCGUGUCUCCUUGGAGUUAUCGGAUGUUUGCCGAGGGUUUGAGGAAGAAAGACAGAAAUUUACUGACGAAUUACAACAACUACGUGAUCAACUUAUGCAUGCAGAAGCAAGAGCUGAAUGUCUAGGAGAACAAGUUGGGGAGUUGAGGGCAUCAGAAGCAGCAGCAGAAUCUCAAUUUACAAUGCGUACAUCUGCAUUAAUGGAGACAGCAGCAGCAGCAGAAAAGGAGACAGCUGAGCUUAGGCAGCAACUAACAGCAGCAGCAGAAGAAAGAACAGCAUUAACAUUAGAAAGAAGUCGUAUACUUAAACUUAAAGACUCAUUAGCUAAAGAGCUGGAGCGCUCGAAAGCAUCAAAUGACCAAGCAGCAGAGUCCAUUAAGAGAUUAACACAAAAUGGUCAGCAGCUGCAGCAGGAGUGCAGGGAGAAGCAGCGACAGCUAGAGCAGCAGCAGCAGCAGGUACAGUAUCUGCAGCAGCAGCAGCAGCAGAGGACACGGGAGCUGCAGCAGCAAAUAAGAGACAUGCAAAGAAUAAAAGAAGAAGCAGAAGAAAGAUUACGUGCUGCUGAUGCUGCUGUUGUUAGUCUUAAGAGAGAGAAGACACAAUUAGAGGGAGGUGUCUUGCUGCUGCAGCAGCAGCAGCAGCAACUGCAGCAGCAGCAGCAGCAACAGCAAUUACAAUUACAACAACAACACCAACAACAACUUCAACAACUCCAAAGACAACUGCAGCAGCAGCAGCAACAGCUUCAACAGCAGCAGCAGCUCAUCCAACAGCAGCAGCAGCAGCAGCAGCAGCAGCAAGAUGCUGAGAAGCAGCAAAAGUUAAUAUCUUCAUCAGCAGCAGAAGAACCUGCAACAAGGCCCUCAACAGCAGAAACUUCUCGCGAAGAUGAGACAGCAAGGCUUAAGGCAAGGCUUAGGGCGGAGAAUGAGAGUCUGAAGGCCCGACUAAGGAAACUAGGGGGGAGGCCCUGGGGGGGGGCCCCCGAGCCCCUUUCUGUAGGAGCCUUGGGGGGCCCCCCUGCAGCAGCAACAACAACAACAACAACAACAGCAGCAGCAUCUGCUGCUGCUGCUGCUGCUGCUGCUCACAGCCCGCAGGGCUCAGCAGGGGCCCCUCUACCCUCAGAGGGCCCCCACAGCAGCGACGACUAUGAGGGUGCUGAACCCUCAGCUGCUGCUGCUGCUGCUCCUGCUAGUCCUACUGCUGCUGUUGGUACUCCUACUGGUGCUGCUGCAGCAGCAGCAGAAGAGAAUAGUUCCCCUGGUGCCCGUCUGCUGCAUAAGAGCAGCAGCAGCAGCAGCAGCAGCAGCAGCAACGAGAGGAGACAAACAAUUGGAUAUAAAGAUGUCUCCCCUAAGAACUUAGGGACAACAAAUAAUAAUAAUGAUAAAAGAGAAGAUGAACUCAUGCAGCAGCAGCAGCAGCAACAGCAGCAGCUGCAGCAGCAGCUGCAGCAGCAGCAGCAGCAGCAGCAGCAGGCAGCAGUUGCGCCUCCGACUCCCACAGCCUUGCCCUCUGCAGAAUGA